Molecule: messenger RNA, 1545 nt
Organism: Colletotrichum karsti
Lineage: Eukaryota; Fungi; Ascomycota; Sordariomycetes; Glomerellales; Glomerellaceae
Product: cytochrome p450
Exons: 7
Coding region: 1-1545 (514 amino acids)
Molecular function (GO): oxidoreductase activity, acting on paired donors, with incorporation or reduction of molecular oxygen; iron ion binding; monooxygenase activity
Source: RefSeq, a predicted model, not a curated record
AUGGACAAUUUUACCAUAUCCGAUGGUUUCGGGAAACUCCAGUCGACAGACGGCCAUGUUUCCAUCCUUGUCCUUAUCAGCAUCACCUCCGUUUUCCUCCUCUCCAAAACCUUUCUCUACCUUCGCAGCCUCUAUCGCAUCCACUUUCAUCCCCUUCGCAGCUUUCCUGGACCAAGGGAAGCAGCCAAGUCAGACAAGUGGCUAUACCGUCAGACCAAGUCCAUCUACCCAGAGGAUACGUAUGAGAAACUUCAUCGAGACCACCAAGCCAAGGCUAUCCGCAUAGCGCCAAACGAACUUCACAUCAACGACCCCAGCCUCUACAAGGUCAUCUACAAGCAGUCGAACCCGUUUCCGAAGCACGAAGCAUUUUACCUAGGAUUCAACCAGCCAUUCCCGACACUUUUCACCGAGAUCGACGGAGUCAAGCACAAAGAGCGACGCCGUCUGCUGAAUCCCCUCUUCUCUCGCGCUGGCGUGCUAAAGUUGGAAGGGCUUGUCUGGGACAGACUACGACUACUGGAGGCGAAGAUCGAGCGGUUACGAGAACAGCAAGACAUCAACCUCUACGAUGCAUUCCGGUUGCUAACGACAACCAUCAUCAUGGAGUUCUGCUUUGCUGACAGUGGUGGCAUGCUGGAUGAGGAGCCAACCGGAUUCAGCUCCAAAUUCCUCCGUGCUUUCACGUUCGCUUCAGAGGGAGUCAGCACUCUGCAACAUUAUCCCUUGUUCCGUGUUGUGAGCAACAUGGUGCCAGCGAGCAUCUUAAAGACAUUGUCCCCGGAAGUCGGAGGCAUGAUGGAGCUACUUGACUUCGCGGAAGCAUGCGUCAAUCGAUGGCGUCAGUCUGAAGCAAAGGCGGCAACUGUCGAUCAUCCCAUUGUCCUCGACCAUUUGGAAUCUCUCUCAGAUGUUGCCUUGGUCAGCGAGGCUCUUGAUCUCCUGAUAGCCGGAUCGGACACCAGCGCGAUGUCCCUGACUACAGCUCUCUUUGAAGUUCUACGACAUCCCGAUAUGGAGAAGAGGCUGGUCGACGAACUCGAUGCCGCCAUUCCGGACAAGAACAACUUUCCUUCAGUUCAAGAACUGGAGAAAAUCAGUUACUUGACUGCUUGCGUCAAAGAAGGCAUCCGGUUUGCAUCGGCAGUGCCUGGCAGACUUCCACGAGUCGUACCUCGCAACGAAUCAGACCCCUUCGUGGUGGACGGCAAGAUCGUGCCUCCGGGUACUAUUGUUUCAGUAUCGGCGCACACCAUGCAUUCUAAUGUUGAAAUUUGGGGCCCUGACGCUCGAUGCUUCAACCCGGAUCGCUGGCUCAGCCCCGAGGCCAAGAGUCUGGAACAGUACCAGGUCUCAUUCAGCAAAGGCGCGAGGAUGUGUAUUGGGCAGAACCUUGUUCCAAUCGAACUGAUCAUCGUGCUGGCCACGAUUUUCCGGAAAUACAAGCUGAGCUUCCCUUCCGGCUUCAUUCCGCCUCGGAGAGUUGACAACUUCACGAUUGAGCUUGAAGGUGGACUUCCCCUGAAGAUGACGCCGCGCGCCUAG